This is a messenger RNA of Erinaceus europaeus (western European hedgehog), 927 nucleotides long. Its product is annotated as putative olfactory receptor 2W6. Lineage: Eukaryota; Metazoa; Chordata; Mammalia; Eulipotyphla; Erinaceidae. Gene Ontology annotation, cellular component: membrane. The record is from RefSeq and is a predicted model, not a curated record. Gene Ontology annotation, molecular function: G protein-coupled receptor activity; olfactory receptor activity. The transcript has a single exon. Bases 1 to 927 code for a protein of 308 amino acids. Gene Ontology annotation, biological process: G protein-coupled receptor signaling pathway.
AUGAAAAUCAAUGGCAGCUCCAGAGAACACUUCAUCUUGGUGGGCUUUUCAGAAUAUCCCAAGGCUGAGUUCAUCCUUUCUUUGUUUGCUUCUAGCUUCUACACCAUGACACUCACAGGCAAUGCAGCCAUCAUUUUGGUCUCCCUCUUGGACAGCAGACUCCACACCCCAAUGUACUUUUUCCUCCGGAACCUCUCCUUUCUGGACAUGUGUUUCACUACCUGUGUUGUCCCUCAGAUGCUGGCAAACAUGUGGGGAAGUAGUAAGAUCAGCUACAUAGGCUGCAUGGUCCAGUUUUCUGUGACCUUGGCUUUUGGGUCCACAGAGUGUGUGCUCCUUGCUGUCAUGGCUAUUGACCGUUAUGUUGCUAUCUGCUGGCCCCUCCGCUACACUAUGAUUAUGCACCGACAAGCCUGUUACAUCUUUGCUGCCAUUUCCUGGACUUGGGGGUUUUCCAACUCUCUCGUUCAGUCUUCUCUGGCCAUGGCUUUACCACUAUGUGGUCACCGGAGGGUAGACCAUUUUUUCUGCGAGAUUUUGAUUAUCGUCAAGCUGUCUUGUGUGGACACUCAUCCAACUGAGUCAAAGAUGCUAGUUGUUCGCCUCAUCAUCGUAAUCAUCCCAGUCUCCAUCAUCCUCACCUCAUAUGCUUGCAUCACCAGGGCUGUGGUGGGGAUGAAGUCUGCUGAAGGAAGGAAGAAGGCCUUUGGGACUUGUGCAUCCCAUCUGGUCGUGGUUUCACUGUUCUAUGGAACUGUCAUGUUCAUGUAUCUUCAGCCAAAGAAUAAAUACUCUCAGCACCAGGGGAAGGCCCUGGCCCUUGUUUAUACCAUUGUGGCUCCCACCAUGAACCCAGUGAUCUACACACUGAGGAACAAGCACGUCAAGAGGGCAAUUAAGAAAGUGGUUUGGAAGGAUUCCCUUUAG